Messenger RNA from Papaver somniferum (opium poppy), 567 nucleotides. RefSeq lists its product as uncharacterized. NCBI's taxonomy places the organism in Eukaryota, Viridiplantae, Streptophyta, Magnoliopsida, Ranunculales, Papaveraceae. The transcript has a single exon. The coding region runs from base 1 to 567 and encodes 188 amino acids. The record is from RefSeq and is a predicted model, not a curated record.
AUGGCCAUCAAACUCCCCGAACACGAGGACGUGGGAGCAAAAAACAGAGCACUACCAUGGGAUAUGCCCAAAAUCCUAAUUGACGGCGGCAGCUCAGUAGAAAUAUUGUUCUACGAAACAUUCAGAAAAAUGGGGCUCAAAUAUGAGUACCUCACACCCUCUACUUAUAACAUAUUUGGCUUUAACGUCUCAACAACUCGUCCUAAAGGCGAAAUAACGUUAGAAAUUAGGGCUGGCAAGAUUGUCACCCCAACCACCGUCUGCAUGGUAGAUGUAUUAUUACCUUACACGACAAUUAUGGGGCGACCUUGGAUCCAUGGGAUUAGAGGGGUAGCCUCAACAUAUCAUCGGAAGCUAAGGUUCCCUACACCUGACGGGGUGGCAGAAUUCACUGGAGAUCCCGGAGAAGCAAAGUAUUUCUACAAAGUAGAAGUCCAAUAUGGAAAGAACAAAGUGAACUCCGCCAGGUCCAGAAAGAGACGAGCUAAGAACGCCAAACACCAAGCAGAAAUCGACGAUUACAUAGCAGAACUAAUGAAAUCAGGCAGUCAGGCGACGAAUCUAUAA